AUGCGCAUUUCGUCGGCCACGCUCACCGCGGCGCUCUCCAGCGUUGCCUCGGCUUCGCUGCAGGUCGUGCCAGGAGGAACAUGGACCACGCCGGACGGCGAGCACUUGCAGGCCCAUGGUGCAGGUUUCAUUGAGGUCAACGGGACGUACUACAUGAUCGGCGAGGACAAGAGCGGCGGCCACUCGUUCACCAACGUCAACUGCUACUCGUCGACGGAUCUUGUCCAGUGGACCUAUGUCGGCGCCCUCCUCUCCCAGACGAGCUCCGGUGAUCUGGGGCCCAACCGCGUCGUGGAGCGGCCCAAGGUCAUCUACAACGACAAGACGGGCAAGUACGUGCUCUGGAUGCACAUGGACAGCAGCAACUACGGCGAGGCGAGGGUUGCCGUCGCAACGGGCGACUCGGUGUGCGGCAAGUACGAAUACAUCAGGAGCUUUCAACCACUCGGGAGGGAGAGCCGGGAUAUGGGGCUUUUCAAGGACGACGACGGCAAGGCCUACUUGCUGACCGAAGAUAGAAACUACGGCCUCCGCAUUGUCGCGCUUUCGGAUGACUAUCUGACUCCCACGACUGACGUCUUCUCCUGGAGACUCGAGGGGGGGAACCGGGUCGAGGCCCCGGCCAUGGUCAAGCUCGGCGACACGUACUUCUUGUUCGCCUCCAUGAUGACCGGAUGGGACCCCAACGACAACCAGUACACGACAUCCAAGAGCCUCGGAUCCGGUUGGUCCGAGUGGAAGAAGUUUGCCGACCAGGGAACAAAUACGUACAACUCGCAAACGACUUACAUCCUCAAGACGAGCGAGAGCAGCGCCAUCUACAUGGGCGACAGGUGGGUCAAGGACAAUCUGAUGGCGAGCACCUACGUGUGGCUGCCCCUGAGCAUCAGCGGCACCAGCGUCAGCAUGAAGAACUUUGUCAGCUGGGUGCCGACGUCCAACUUCGCCUCGUGGCAGAACCCGCCGGCCGAGACGAGCUACGAGGCCGAGGCGGCCACGUACGGCGGCAAGGCGCGCAACAUCGACUGCUCCGGCUGCUCCGGCAAGGUCGCCGCCGGCUACAUCGGCGGCCCGGACAACGGCAGCGUCACCUUCACCGGCAUCCGCAGCGACAUCGACGGCCUGACCACCAUCCGCAUCAAGUUCCUCAACGGCGACAGCAGUCCGCGCUACGCCAACGUCCGCGUCAACGGCGACGCCGGCAGGAAGAUCGCCUUCCUCACUGCCCGUGGCGAUCCCGCCUCCAGCACCUUGCAUGCCCAGCUCAAGAAGGGCUCCGACAACACCAUAGUUAUCGAGGGCAUCAACGGCGGAUGGGGCCCCGACGUCGACCGCCUGAUGGUGCCGGUACAGUGA
Messenger RNA from Thermothelomyces thermophilus ATCC 42464, 1356 nucleotides. RefSeq names its product glycoside hydrolase family 43 protein. The record is from RefSeq and is a predicted model, not a curated record. The transcript is spliced from 5 exons. NCBI's taxonomy places the organism in Eukaryota, Fungi, Ascomycota, Sordariomycetes, Sordariales, Chaetomiaceae. Gene Ontology annotation, molecular function: hydrolase activity, hydrolyzing O-glycosyl compounds. The coding region runs from base 1 to 1356 and encodes 451 amino acids. Gene Ontology annotation, biological process: carbohydrate metabolic process.